Leptinotarsa decemlineata (Colorado potato beetle) is the source of this 3936-nucleotide messenger RNA. RefSeq lists its product as uncharacterized. NCBI's taxonomy places the organism in Eukaryota, Metazoa, Arthropoda, Insecta, Coleoptera, Chrysomelidae. The record is from RefSeq and is a predicted model, not a curated record.
AAUGACCCAGUCAUUUCCUAGUUCGGCACUGCCCAACAUAAUCAGUCCGGAGGUAGAGCUGAAGGAUGUAUCAAGUCCUGAGUUAGAUCUCAUAAGUCCCUUCAGUCCCAACAAGGAUCAAGUAAGCAAGCAAGAUUCAUUAACCACGAAAAAGACGCAAUUUUUAAGUCCAGAUUGUGAAAAUCUUUACAUUGGAGCAACUUGUAAUGACAAUGUUUUCAUAGAUGGAAAUGACUUUGAAUUUGAGAAAUCAGACACUGCCAGUGAUACAGGUACUUAUACUCUAGAUGCAGAAAAUUAUUCAGAAGAACAAAAAGCAAGGAUGAGUAUCGAUAGGGAAUUUAGGAUUGAAAAUGUAUCUGUACGAAAGAAAACUGAGGAUUACAUCAAAAGUCUUUCUACCGUUAGAGAUCACAUUCUUCAGAACACAACUAAUGUGAACCAGUCUGUGACAAGGGAUAAUGACAUUGCUAUGGGAGUUCAGACAAUGCAUUUGUUAGAAAAGACUCCAAAACCAACUUCUGCAAUUAAAUCUGACAAAAGUCCUAUGCAAUCGAAAAAAUUACUUUCACCCAUCAUGUACCCUACUCAAAAUAUGUCUAUCACACAGGAUAUGAAGAAGACAGGUUUGGUGAUGAAUAAUAGUGACAAUGAUGCAAAUAAUAAAACAUUUACAAAAAUUAUGUUUCCUAGUCCCAAUGCCAAACGAGAAGGAUUAGAACCCAACUGUGAUCACGGUUCUGUUAUUUCAGUGACCUCUAGUGGGGCUUUCAAGCCAAAGGUUGAAAAAAAACUGGAAAGGAAAUAUAGUCUCACAAAGUCUGAAAUUCAUGUGCAAGCGUAUGUGGACGGUAAAAGCUACAAUGAUGUUGUAGGCAAUCCGGUGUGUAGGACUGAUACAUUAAAAAAAGUAAAUCCAAAACUAACAGCUAAUAUCGUGAAUGUUCAAAAUAUUGAAGUGAAAAACACUGUUGAUCCGAUCGGUGUUGUGCACGAGAGCAUUGUUGUAGGUAAACUGUCGAAUAUAUCUAAACAAACAUCAAAUUUGCCCCCAGCCAUUGGGGGAUAUACAGGAAAAACUUCUCCAUCUAAAAUUCCAUCACCUAUACAUACAAUUUCUCGUCCACGUAGCAGGAAUAGCCAAAGCUCACUAAAUCUAGAGUUUUCAGAUAAUUGUCUGGACACUGACUCCAUUUUGAAGCCAACACAAAACUACAUAAAUUCUUUACAACAGCGCCUUUCUCUAGAUAGUGAUCCUGACAGCGAUUAUGAUGUUAAAUAUGGUUUGCAACUGAAUAAUACAGCACACUUAAUGAAACAGAAAACCUCUCACACUAGACACAAUUCCCUGGAUGACCGAACAAUGAAUAUAUCCAACAAACUAGAACACUUUCAGAACAAAAACCUGCAAGGUAUUGAACAAACUUACACAAAUUUGUUUAAUCAAUACUCCCAGAAAGUCAUUCACAAGAUUCAAAACUCCCCUAACAACUCACCAAUCAGAAGAUCGAGCAGCUUCUCAACAAAAAAUCAAAUUCAUUCAUCCAAGAAUACGAAUGUACUUCAGAAAGGAUCAUCCAAUGUUUGUAAUUCCCCCAAUCUCACGAGAAAUACAGCUAUUCAAAGAAGUUCUUCCACGGCUAGCAUUAAACCAAAUUAUAUUGUUAACAGAAGAGGGAGUAUAUCUGAACAUCAGAAGAUAGACCGAAGUCGAUUUGGUGAUACCGAAUCCAGUUCUGAAGAAGAUUACGAGAAAAAUCUUCAAAAAAGCAAGGAUUUGGCCAACAUUACUAAUACUAGAUGUAAUCGUGCGUUCAGUUUACGAAGGGCUCGAGCUGACAACGAAACCUCCCAAGUCAGAUGUCCCAACACUCCAGAGAUGAGACGGAAGACAUUCCAGCCAGAACUGAAACAGGAACGAGCUAUAUCCGUCGAUAGAAAACCUAUGAAGACUAAUGACGUGCAAAGCAGGUAUCUCACGAACAUUAAUAAAAGAACAACACCUCCUCCUCCUCCUCCAGUCAAAGAAGUGAAGAAUGUGCCAAAAGUUUCGAGUGCAUCGAAGAUUACACCAAACAGGUCGCAGAUCUUUUCAAGGACAGAUAGUGGUAGAUUUAGUAUGCGAACGAGUAAACCUCCGAUUACGAAUAAUACUCCGAAAGGCCCAAAAAAGGAUGUCAGCGGCAAAAAACAAGGCGGGGCGCGAAGUAAUUCAUCUCUAUCCAGUCGGGAGGUUGACUUCCAGAAUUGGAAAAGAAGAAAGAGCUACGAUCCCAUGAAAGCAGCUGCAGAAGGAAAGAAGAAGGAGAUAGCGAAGCGACAAAGUCUUGGUACAGGUCAAAAUACGAUGACUCAGUCUUAUAUAGAAUCCAAUCAUAGCCAGGAUAGUUCCCCUUCUCAUUCCAGCUCUGUUCACCGAUCUCAGAGCUUUCACGGUACAGCUGCCUUAGAACAGCUUAUUAGUUCCGAAGAAGAAGAUGAUAUGACCUUGUCUGCUGAUGAGGGUUUCAGUCCCCCAACGCCCAGUCCAUGCGAAUUGAGUCCUGCAAGGGCCUCUCUCAGACACGCCUUAUGGGAGCGCAUUCGACACUAGAUUGAGGUUAUUUUUGAUUCGAACGGUCUGUUACCACACUAUAUAUCGCUGUUUAGAAAAAUAUGUACCUUACUGGCACGAGUUGAAAUAACCUCUUGUAUGUAGGUAAUGUAUUUUCGGUUUGCGAGUCAUAAUACAAUUCUGUGAUCCUGGGGUUUGUGUGCAAGGCAAAAAUAAAAUAAUGUUUUAACAUUUAGCUCAGUGAACAACUAAGAAAGGUGAUCGAACAUUUUCAUGGUCCAAUUUGAGACUUGGUUAGUCACUUGUCAUUCUGAAGUGAAAAGUUGUUUGUUUGAUUAGCCACGUCUAUCUUCUUGGAUCCAACUAGCUUGUGCAAGAAUUACUGUGAUAUUUGACCUUAGUUUACUAAUUACUAAAACUCAAUUACCCAAUAAGGAUUACAAAGGAUAACCCCGAUUCUCAAUAUGUAUCUCGAACUGCGGAAUCAUUACCUACAUACUGUGUUAAUUUUUUGUUUGUAGUAUUAUUAGUCUAUUAUAUUGAGCAUAUCAUCACAUAACUUCUUUAUACAUUCAUUUUUUCUAGCAACAUGAUAAUUUAAUUUUUUGUUAUGAUUUACCCCAUGCUGUUUGAUGUUUAAUGAUUUUGUGAGAAUAAUACUGACUUGGAAUUGUGUCAUAUUGCGAACUGCUUAUUUCAAUUCGUAAUUUACCACAGUUACAAAACUGUUCAAGGAUUUAGAGGCUGGACUUGCAUAUGUUAUUAAUUGAAAAUUGUUAACAAAGAAAAUUGUUUCUAUAUUGAUGUUGCAAACAAACGAUAAAUUACUUAAUGGUAAUCAUUUCACCACAGUAUCACUUGCUGCUGGGUCGGUUUUUAUCACUCUAUUGGUUACCAGAAUGAAGAGUCCUCCAACUGAUCUAGUCAAGGUGAAUCCUUGGUUAGUUCAACUAAUAAAAUGGUUACCGUACUGAUUCAUCCGUUCAUAUUUUUCUCAUAUUUUCUCUUCCACUUCCAAAAAAAUAGCAUACUUCUUUGUAUGUUUCUUAUUGAACGUAUGCUAUUUUUCUCGGUGUUUUAGCAUUAGGCGUGUAUGAUAACCGAAAUGUGAUUUUAUAAUCUGAGAUUACUUAGUAUGCAGAUAGUUAUUUUUAUUAUUCUAUGUUUAGGUUUUGGUAUAAAUUCUAAAAGCUUGUUAUUCGAAAAUGCAAUCACAAUUUAUAUUCUGAGUAUAUUGAAAAUUUUACUGAAUGAAAUUUGUUCUGCGAAUAUUUUGAGCUCUGAAAUUUAGAACAUUGAUUUGUUUAGCCAAUCGAACGAGCUGUUUUUUGUGUUGCAUGUGUUUACUAUUAUUGCUUUACAAAUACAAUGUCUUGAAUUGA